AUGUCGGCCCACAAGGUACCCCAAUGGCCUCCUGAGCUCAAUUAUGGUCCAAACCCACCGCGACCCCGCACCGCCACAACCUCAGUGGCUCAGUUGGAUGCGACUCAUAACCAAGAAGCUACUAAAGAGGCUGUACCGCAAAAGAGGACAGCGGAGGAGCUACUUGAGCAAAAGCGGAGCAAGCUGCAAAAGCAGCAUGAGAACUUGAACGCAUACUUCAACGCGGAGAAAGAAGAAUACAAGCAAAUCAGCACAUUGUUGCAGCAAGAGAAACUCACGUCGUUCAACACCAUCAAGCACUUGGAGCAAGAGAAGGAUCAACUUCGAAGCGAGUUGGAUUCCAAGACCAAACUCACUACAUCUCUAGACACUGAUCUCCAACGGGUCAUGAAAGAUCUCAAGUCCUGGAAAGAAGAGUGCGAAACGAGAGAUGCGGAGAUGAAGGAGGCGAACGCCAAGAUGGAUCGACUUGAGGGUGACAACUACCAGCUCAAGCAAGACCUGGCGAAGAACAAGAAGGCACUUGAGGCGCGGAAGAGCUUCUGCGAUAAGAAAGAGGCGAUUAUUAGAGACAUGACGGACAACGCCAACAACUGUCGCCAAGUCCUGGCCGCGAAGGAGAAAGAAAUGCAGGAGAAGGAGAGCGACAAAGUGCAUCUCAAAGAGAGACUCCGAAACAGCGAUCUGGCUCUGGAAAGCAGAAACAAGGAAAUCCGCCAGAAGAACGAGGAGAUUGCGGGCUUAAGCGCAAUUAGAGACAGCAUUCUGAAGGUCGCAGCAGAGGCCCAGAAGACGACAGCAGGGCGAGCAGAGAAGUCCGCACCAGCACUUCCUCCUGCACGAACGGUCACUUUACCAUCAACUCGUGCCGCUAAUUCUGCUCACAGCCGCAAGUGA
Messenger RNA from Paraphaeosphaeria sporulosa, 897 nucleotides. RefSeq lists its product as uncharacterized. Lineage: Eukaryota; Fungi; Ascomycota; Dothideomycetes; Pleosporales; Didymosphaeriaceae. The coding region runs from base 1 to 897 and encodes 298 amino acids. The transcript has 2 exons. The record is from RefSeq and is a predicted model, not a curated record.